Molecule: messenger RNA, 2643 nt
Organism: Oldenlandia corymbosa var. corymbosa
Lineage: Eukaryota; Viridiplantae; Streptophyta; Magnoliopsida; Gentianales; Rubiaceae
Source: the annotation of a GenBank genome assembly
CUUACCAUUCCAUUCUAUAUAAACCCCUUUCUCUUCCUUCUCCCCCCACUCAAACCCCCAUUGCCUGAAGAAAAUUUCUCUCUCAAUUUGUCCUUCCAUAUUCACUUUUCUCUCCUUCCUUUCCCAUCCCAUAAAUCAUACUUCCUUUUUAGCUUGAAAAAAAAUCAGAGAGAACCAACCAUGCCUGAGGCACCAAAAGAGGGUACUACUUAUGUUCAUGACUCUUCUAGUGUUGCUGAGAAGAACAAGAGAGUGCUUGAGUUCAUUGAACAAGUGACUGAAAACGCUGAUGAGGUUCAAAAGAAAGUGCUUGCUGAAAUCUUGUCAAGGAAUGCCCAUGUUGAGUACUUACAGAGGCAUGGCCUUAAUGGCCAGACUGAUAGGGAGACUUUCAAGAAGAUCAUGCCUGUGAUCACAUAUGAGGACAUUCAGCCUGAUGUUACUCGUAUUGCUAAUGGAGAUAAAUCCCAAAUCCUUUGCUGCCAACCCAUUUCUGAGUUCCUGACAAGUUCCGGGACUUCUGGUGGCGAGAGGAAAUUGAUGCCUACAGUUGAGGAAGAGCUGGAGAGGAGGCAAUUGCUGUAUAGCCUUCUGAUGCCAGUGAUGAGUCAGUUUGUUCCUGGUCUAGACAAAGGGAAAGGAAUGUAUUUCUUGUUCAUCAAAUCGGAGGCUAAGACCCCAGGUGGACUAGUUGCUCGUCCAGUGUUAACCAGCUACUACAAAAGUGCACACUUCAAGAACAGGCCUUUUGAUCCUUACACAAACUACACCAGCCCAAAUGAGACCAUUCUCUGCCCUGACUCUUACCAGAGUAUGUACUCCCAAAUGCUCUGUGGGUUGUACCUCAACAAAGAAGUCCUACGUGUUGGUGCUGUUUUCGCCUCGGGUUUCAUCCGGGCUAUCCGAUUCCUGGAAAAGCAUUGGCAACUUUUAAGCAAUGAUAUCCGGACAGGAACUCUAAACCCACAAAUCACUGACCCUUGUGUGAGGGAUGCAGUGAUGAAAAUCUUGAAACCUGACCCACAACUUGCUGAUUUUAUUGAGGCACAAUGUGGGAGGGAGUCUUGGCAAGGGAUCAUUACAAGGUUGUGGCCAAACACCAAGUAUAUUGAUGUUAUUGUGACUGGGACCAUGUCACAGUACAUCCCAACUCUGGAUUACUAUAGCAAUGGCCUACCUCUUGUGUGCACAAUGUAUGCUUCCUCCGAGUGCUUUUUUGGUGUUAACCUUAACCCUCUCUGCAAGCCAAGUGAUGUCUCUUACACCCUCAUCCCCACCCUUGGCUACUUUGAGUUCCUCCCUGUUCAAAGAAACAAUGGUGCCACCAACUGCAUCAACGUCCCCAAGUCUCUGAAUGAGAAAGAGCAACAACAAUUGGUUGAUCUUGCCGAUGUUAAACUUGGACAGGAGUAUGAGCUUGUUGUUACUACUUAUGCAGGUACAAUUAAAACCAUUCUCUUGAUUCAUUCCUUUGUUCUGAAAUUAAUUAAUUCACCCAAAAAGUUCCUAAUUUUGCUUUGUCUUUUUGUUGUAUCUUGAAGGUUUAUACCGCUACAGAGUGGGAGAUGUGCUCAGGGUGGCUGGUUUCAAGAACAAGGCCCCUCAAUUCAACUUCAUCUGCAGGAAAAAUGUAGUCUUGAGCAUUGAUUCUGACAAGACUGAUGAGGUUGAACUCCAGAGUGCAGUGAAAAAUGCAAUUACCCAUUUGGUUCCAUUUGGUGCCCAGUUGACUGAUUACACCAGCUUUGCGGAUACCACCAGCAUUCCAGGGCACUAUGUCCUAUAUUGGGAGCUCAGCCAAAAUGAAUCAACCCCGGUUCCUCCAUCAGUGUUCGAGGACUGUUGCCUCACCAUUGAAGAGUCCCUCAACAGUGUUUACCGCCAGGGACGUGUUUCUGACAAGUCAAUUGGCCCACUUGAGAUCAAAAUUGUGGAGUCUGGAACCUUUGAUAAGCUCAUGGAUUAUGCCAUCAGCUUAGGUGCUUCAAUCAAUCAGUACAAAACUCCCCGGUGUGUCAAAUUCGCUCCAAUUGUUGAACUUCUCAACUCACGGGUUGUUUCAAGCUAUUUCAGUCCAAAGUGUCCCAAGUGGGUUCCUGGUCAUAAGCAAUGGAAUAUCAGCGGCAACUGAGGAGAGGAUAUAACGAAGAAGAUAAAUGAAGAAGAAUUGUUUUUUGUGAUCAAUCUUAGUAGUACCUAGGAAUUAAGGAAGAAAAAACCAAAAAAAAAAAAAAUGCCCAUGUAGGUUAACCCUCCCCUUUCCCUCCUCCCUUCAUUUUAAUGUUUCUUUGAAUCCCUUCUGUCAAUUUUAACUGUUGUUCAUCAUGGUUAGAGAAUUUUAAAUUAGCCCCUUGUACAAAAAGAUGUUCCUCUUCAAGGUAAUUAAGCUCUUCUUCUUCCCAAUUAUUCUGCCUUUUUUGACCAAUUGAUACAUUUUUGCUACUCAAAAUUGAUCCAAUUUCGAUAAGAAGCCAUGAUCAUCCAAAGUUGUUGGCUGGAAAUAAUACCGUAUACGUAUAUAGUAACGUACAUGAUCUGUGGUGCCAGCUGCCAAGUGCUUGAGAUUGAAGCAUUCAAACAUAUUAGUUUCAUGGGAAUUGUUCUUCGUAUUUCCAGCCAGGAAUCCUGCCCACUCAACUCUCA